CACCGCCACCCUAGCUCCAAAAUGCCCCUUACACAAACCCUCUCCGCCGCCGAAGAAUCUUCCAGCCCCACUCGCUUACGUUUUCCCCACUACUUCACGUCCACCGUCCUCCACACUGUCGGGAAUCAUCGGCUGCCUCUCUGUCCUCAGUCUGUCACGGACCGCGCAAGCGUGCGGUUCACCUUCGGCAGUGUGAACCACCAGGAAACGUCUCGUUGACGAUCAGCCGGGAUACGUCGCGUGACUUUGCCGCAGGUCAGUGCCGAUUGUCGUCCGAUCCUUGUGAUCGAGUGCGAGUGACUGCGAGUAGUGAUUGCAAAUGUACCGAGGGUGUCCAAUCGCUUGGAUCUGUCGAUACCCGGGGUAUUGCGGCACAUCCAGGAAAUCGUCGGGCAUCGCGUGAACCGGUCGCGUGUAUCAACCGGCGCGAUCGCUUUAGAAUUUUCCCGGAAUACAUUUUCGUAUCCGCGUUUCUUUUCGCCGACCGCCGGCGUCGGUCGCACGACAGGACGUCGAUCGACCGAAUCGUCUCUUUCUCUUUCUCCCCGUCGCGCGCGCUCUCUCCGCUUCGGCGAAGUGACGUGACCGAAGGAACUUCCGGUUGGUUGCAAGAGCUAGCUCUCCCGACGUUGCUGGACAUCGUCGGCGACGGAGAGGAUCCUACGGUGGCCUGCUAUCGAUCGAUCGAGUACUCCUGCGGCGAGACGGAUCGCCGAACCCUCAUCAGCGUGGAAGGUCCCUGCUCCGAAAUUUUCGGAGCACCCCGAGCAAUCCCACGCUGUGCUCCGCUUUCAAUUGGUCACGGACGGUCCCGCGCAAGUCACGGGACUGAGAGGAUUAUUAUUAAUCUCCGUCGUGAUAUGCCGCUCGGCUAGUUACUCCGGCAGGCUGCUCGACGUAACGAAGUGAUGAACGUGAGUGCUCGUUGGAGUAUCGGAUCUGCGAUUCCGACGAGAUACAUCCUGAUCUCUCGUGCGGGUGCACGUUGACUCUUCACGGUACGCGCACGUGAAUCGAUCAACGAGCAAACUCAACGAGAGCCUCCACUGGGGAAAUUAAUUAAUUAAAGGUGCAAAGGGUGUCUGUGAAAUUCCGUGCGUCGCAAAGUGCAGUGAACGAGCAAGGGGUGCGAGUGCGGAUAGAAACGGCGGGGCUGCGCGCAAAGGGAGGAACGCCGACGAGGUUUCCUCGAUGAUGAUGUUUCGCGUUGUCCGCGAUGGAUGACGGUACUCAUCUCGCGUGACUUCAAGAAGAACAAACGCAUUUUUCCCCGUCGUGUCACGUCGUCGCGGAGCUUAACGCGGGGACAGGUGCCGACGUUUCCCGUCGCGAUACUUUUCUUCGCGUCGUCGUGUUUCAGCACGGCGAGGUUCAAUUUGGGAUAACGUGGGCUUUCGCGCGCGCUGUGUCGUACGGCGGGCGUGCGCACCAUCCAUCGACGUCGUCAGGGUUCAUCCUUUGAAGUUCAAACCGGAAGGAUCGUUUAUACGAAGGCGAGUAUGCAUCCGUGGGCUCGCUCGUCGUCGUCCUCGUCGUCGUUGGUGUCCGCUUCUCAUCUUGAGUGACUCGAGACGAGACGAGACGACUGUGUGUGAUCGCGCUGUGGCAGUCUCCCUUGUGCGCCCUUUGCGCAACCCAGAUCAAGGCGGAAUCCAAAUCGAGGUGUCCCACGUCCGUUUUUCGCGUCGAUGAGAAAGCAAAGUGAACGUUCAUCUCGAUGUGCGACCCUACCGCAUUGCUGGAUCUAGUGCCGGGCGAGGGAUUACUCAAGAGGCCGUCCAUGGAUUAUAACGAGUACACGUACUGCUACGGUGGUGGUCGAGGGUGUUUGUUGGACAGUUCGGCACCGCGGGGCCCGCCUGAUGUGCCACCCCGUAACCCCGCAAUGAGCCGGCUCAACGGAAGACUGCCAGGAAGUCACGCAGCGAGCGAUCACGAACGCGAUCCCGAUCUCGAGCCAUCCUGUCUCGUACGCACCCCAUCCGGUAACUUCUACAAUAUACCAAAGAUACCGAAGAAUGAAUACAACAACAAGAAUCAGUCCACGGGGAACAGCCCAAUAAAGGUGGAACUGCAGAACAACAUGGACAGAGUACCUCUACCUUACGGGCACGCCCCGUCGAUGAUCCCGAUGAGGAGACAAAGCAUCCGCUGUCAUUUCCGCAAGGGAAUGGAUUGGUGCAGCUGGAAAAUAAGUGCCAUAAUACUCAUCGCGAUCUUGGUCUGCUUGAUGACUGCAGUAAUUUUCAUGGCAGCCUCGAAUUUCCUGUACUUGGACCAAGACACGACCAAAUCGUGUACGGUCCUGGUGGGCGAGAACACGGACGCGAAGCCAUCAUCGAGCGAGGCGAACAAGACAUCCACGUCGUCCACGUCGACGUCGUCGCAGUCGAGCGGCAGGACGCGGCAGCAAUCGUCGUCAGGAGGUGCACGAACCUUCCCGGCGAGGUCUUUCCCGCCUGACGGCACGACUUUCGCUCAGGUCAGUUUGGGACAAAAGCUCAGCAAGGAGAUACCGCCGUACGGCUACUGGAACAUGCAGUUUUACCAAUCGGAGGCCGCCUACGUGCGUUUCGACUACAGCAUCCCUCGCGGUGCCAGCAUCGGCGUGUACGCCAGGAGGAACGCAUUGCCCACGCACACGCAAUACGAUCUUCUGGAAGUGCUCAGCGGUUUCAAGGCGCGGACCACUAGGGCGUCCCAUGUUAGUGUCAUACCUUCGAUCAAAAAGGAGGUGACCCAGUACAUGGAGCCGGGACAUUGGUUCGUUUCGCUUUAUAACGACGACGGUGAUCCUCAUGAAGUCUCAUUCAUCGCCAUCAUCGCCGAGGACAUGACACACAAUUGCCCGAACGGAUGUAGCGGCAAGGGCGAGUGUCUCUUAGGACACUGUCAGUGCAAUCCUGGCUUCGGCGGCGAGGACUGCAGCGAGAGCGUCUGUCCUGUCCUUUGCAGCCAAAAGGGCGAGUACAUAAACGGCGAGUGCCAAUGCAAUCCUGGCUGGAAGGGCAAGGAGUGCUCCCUGCGACACGACGAGUGCGAGGUGCCCGACUGUAACGGCCAUGGACACUGCACCAACGGCAAAUGCAACUGUGUGCGCGGCUACAAGGGAAAAUACUGCGAGGAGGUCGACUGUCCGCAUCCGACUUGCUCGGGCCACGGUUUCUGCGCUGAGGGCACGUGCAUCUGUAAAAAAGGUUGGAAGGGUGCCGACUGCAGUCAAAUGGACAAAGAAGCACUGCAGUGCCUGCCGGACUGCAGCGGCCACGGAAACUUCGAUCUUGAAACUCAAACUUGCCUUUGCGAGCCUAUGUGGUCCGGUGACGAUUGCUCGAAAGAAUUGUGCGAUCUCGAUUGCGGUCCUCACGGUCACUGCGUGGACAACGCUUGUGACUGCUUACCAGGCUGGUCCGGCGAACUAUGCAAUCUGAAGCAAUGUGAUCCUCGCUGCAAUGAGCACGGACAAUGCAAGAAUGGCACGUGUCUAUGCGUCACCGGAUGGAACGGAAAACACUGCACGAUGGAGGGAUGUCCGAACUCCUGUUCCGGUCACGGACAGUGUAAGGUGUCUCACGAUGCUCAGUGGGAGUGCCAGUGCUACGACGGCUGGGACGGCAAGGAUUGCAGCGUACUUCUGGAACAGAACUGCAAUGACGGACGAGACAACGAUAAAGACGGUCUCAUAGAUUGCGCCGAUCCGGAAUGUUGCUCCAAUCACAUAUGUCGCAGCAGCCAACUGUGCGUCUCGGCACCUAAGCCAAUCGAUAUAUUGCUACGGAAACAGCCGCCCGCCAUCACCGCUUCCUUCUUCGAGAGAAUGAAGUUCCUAAUCGACGAGGGCAGUCUACAGAACUACGCUCGUCAGGAGACCUUCAACGAGAGUAUGUUCUGGAAUCACUUCAACACAAGCCGAUCGGCCGUCGUACGUGGCCGCGUCGUCACUCAUCUCGGCACGGGAUUGAUGGGAGUGCGAGUCAGCACCAGCACACCGCUGGAGGGUUUCACCCUCACGAGAGACGACGGCUGGUUCGAUCUCCUGGUGAACGGUGGCGGUGCCGUGACUCUGCAAUUUGGCAGAUCACCCUUCAAGCCGCAAAAUCAUAUCGUCUUUGUGCCUUGGAAUGAGGUGGUCAUAAUCGACAAGAUCGUCAUGAGCACUGCCGAAGAGAAAUCGCCCAUGCACGUCCCACAUGCGUGCGCGGCUCACGAUUACGAUCUCAUGAAGCCAGUAGUGUUGGCGACGUGGAAGCACGGAUUUCAGGGUGCCUGUCCGGAUAAGAGUGCCAUUCUUGCGGAAUCACAGGUGAUACAGGAGAGCUUGCAGAUACCUGGAACAGGCUUGAACCUGGUGUAUCACAGUUCCCGAGCAGCUGGUUAUCUCUCCACUAUCCAGUUACAACUGACACCGGAAGUCAUACCAGCUACCCUGAACCUGAUACACUUGAGAAUCACGAUCGAGGGUAUACUCUUCGAGAAGAUCUUCGAGGCUGACCCUGUAAUCAAGUUUACGUACGCAUGGAAUCGCCUGAACGUUUAUCGCCAACGCGUCUAUGGAGUUACGACAGCCAUGGUGAAGGUCGGCUACGAGUACAGUGAUUGCAAGGAUAUAAUCUGGGACGUGCAAACGACUAAAUUGAGUGGCCACGACAUGUCCAUCUCGGAGGUCGGCGGCUGGAAUCUGGACAUUCAUCAUCGGUACAACUUCCACGAGGGUAUCUUGCAGAAAGGAGAUGGCUCGAACAUUUAUCUGAAACACAAGCCGCGUGUCAUUCUUACCACCAUGGGAGACGGCCAUCAAAGACCGUUGGAAUGCUACGAUUGCGAAGGUCAGGCUUCGAAACAGCGUCUCUUGGCACCCGUUGCCCUCGCUACUGCUGCGGAUGGUUCCAUCUUCGUCGGUGACUUCAAUCUGGUCAGGAAGAUUCUCGUCGAUGGAACAGUCAGGACGGUUGUUAGACUAAAUGCAACCAGAGUGUCAUAUCGUUACCACAUCGCUCUGAGCCCACUGGACGGCGUUCUCUACAUAUCCGAUCCGGAAUCCCAUCAGAUCAUCCGCGUCCGUGACAUCAACGACUAUACAGACCCUGAGCACAAUUGGGAGACAGUAGUUGGCUCUGGCGAACGUUGUCUGCCUGGCGAUGAAGCUCACUGUGGCGACGGUGCGCUCGCACGUGAUGCUAAGCUUGCUUAUCCAAAGGGUGUUGCCGUUUCCGCGGAUAACGUCCUGUACUUCGCUGACGGCACAAAUAUCCGAAUGGUCGAUAGAGAUGGCAUCAUUACCACUGUGAUCGGCAAUCACAUGCAUAAAUCACACUGGAAACCCAUACCUUGCGAGGGUACACUAAACGUCGAAGAGGUUCAUCUACGUUGGCCAACCGAACUGGCGAUUAAUCCUCUGGACAACUCGCUGCACAUGAUUGACGAUCAUAUGGUUCUUCAGCUGGCACCAGACGGUCGCGUCAAGGUUGUCGCCGGUCGACCACUUCACUGUGCCUCGCCAUCAGCCUCCUUUGACACGGAACUUGCUACUCAUGCCACCCUCGUAAUGCCACAGAGCAUUGCAUUCGGGCCAUCUGGUGAUCUAUAUAUCGCCGAAAGUGACUCACAACGGAUCAACCGCGUCCGCGUGAUCGGCACCGACGGCAAGAUAUCACCGUACGCAGGCGCUGAGUCCAAGUGCAAUUGCCUGGAGCGUGGCUGCGAUUGCUUUGAGGCUGAUCACUAUCUAGCGUCCACGUCCAAGUUCAACACGAUCUCUGCCGUGGCAGUCUCGCCGGAUGGCGUGGUCCACAUCGGUGACCAAGCGAAUUACCGCAUUCGCUCAGUGAUGGCGAGCAUCCCCGAUGCGAGCGGUGCACGGGAAUACGAGAUCUACGCGCCCGACACGCAGGAGAUUUACGUGUUCAACCGGUUUGGCCAGCACAUUGCGACGAAGAAUAUUCUGACUGGCGAAACUGUGUAUCUCUUUACGUACAACGUCAAUACCAGCAAUGGUAAACUUAGCACAGUGACGGACGCAGCCGGCAACAAGGUCUUCCUGUUGAGGGACUACAGCAGCCAAGUGAAUUCGAUUGAGAACACGAAAGGGCAGAAAUGCAGACUGAGAAUGUCCCGGAUGAAGAUGCUGCACGAACUGAGUACGCCGGACAACUACAACGUCACCUUCGACUAUCACGGACCCACGGGAUUGCUGAAGACGAAACUGGACAGCACCGGACGCAGUUACGUCUACAAUUACGACGAGUUCGGCAGGCUGACGAGCGCGGUGACUCCUACAGGCAAAGUGAUCAGCUUGACGUUCGAUCUCAGCUUGAAGGGUGCCGUCGUAAAGGUUGGCCAGAACAACCGAAAGCCCGUGUCGAUGUUGAUCAAAGGCUCAUCCGUCGUUACGAAGGUUGGAGAGGCCGAGCAACGAACAACGGUUCUCGCUGAUGGCUCGGUCGGCAGAGUGACACCAUGGGCUCAUACCGUCAGCACUGACACCAUGCCGUACUCGAUCCUAGCGGAGAUCGAGCCUUUGCUUGGCGAGAGCUAUCCUGUGCCAGCUAAGCAGAGGACGGAGAUUGCUGGGGAUCUGGCCAACCGCUUUGAAUGGCGAUACUUCCUUCGCAAGGUGCAAGGCAACAAGAACCGCGGUAAUUCGAAGGCGGUCGCGCAGGUCGGCCGAAGGCUGCGAGUCAACGGCGAGAUGCUGUUGACCCUUGAGUACGACAGGGAAACCAACACCGUGGCCGUGUUCAUGGAUGAACGUGUAGAGUUGCUGAAUGUCACGUAUGACAGAACAGCCAGGCCAGUCAAGUGGGGUCCGCGAAACGGCGUCUUCGCCGGUGUUGAGCUCGAGUACGAUCGGUUCAGCAGACUGACGAGCUGGACCUGGGGCGACAUCAGCGAGACGUACGGAUUUGACCGGGCGGGACGACUAUACGAGAUCAAGUACAGCGACGGCACGUCGAUGGUGUAUGCAUUCAAGGACAUGUUCAGCAGCUUACCACUAAAAGUCACCACACCCCGUGGAAGCGAUUAUCUUCUACAGUACGAUGAAGCGGGCGCGUUGCAGUCGCUGACCACACCGAGGGGUCAUAUUCAUACGUUCUCACUUCAGACAUCCCUUGGAUUUUACAAGUAUCAGUACUACUCACCGAUGAAUCGACAUCCGUAUGAGAUUCUCUACAACGAUGACGGUCAGAUUCUCGCCAAGGUGUAUCCGCAUCAAAGCGGCAAGGUCGCUUACGUCUACGAUCAUGCCGGGAAACUCGAAACUACACUUGCUGGACUAUCCUUGAUACAUUACACUUAUCAAGAAACAACAAGUCUAGUGCGCAGCAUCGACAUCAACGAGCCCAACUUCGAAAUGCGUAUCGAAUACAAAUAUCACGCUGGUAUCGUUAAGGACGAGAAGAUCAAGUUUGGCAGCAAGAGUGGCAUGGAUAAUGCCCACUAUCGUUACCAGUACGACGGCAACGCACGCAUAUCCGGCAUCGAAGUCGAUAUCAACGGGAAACAGUUACCACAGCUUCGUCUCAAAUACAAUCAGAAUCUCGGAGUGCUGGAGGGCGUCGGAGAUCUCAGGAUAUACAGGAACCUCUUCAACAGAUCAGUUAUGCAGGACAGCAGCAAACAAUUCUUCACAGUGACAGACUACGACGAGCACGGCCGCGUGAAGUCUGUUCUGAUGAACAUCCGAUCGUUUGACGUGUUCCGCAUGGAGCUCGAGUACGACAAUCGCAAUCGGAUCAAGAUGAGGAGGCUCAUGAUCGAAAAGGAGUCAAUAGAGAAAAAGGAGUUGUCCAGGGUAGAAAAAAUUACGUACAAUGCGGAUGGUCAUGUUCUGGAAGUAGCGGAUACCGAGAAUAACUGGCAAUAUGCGUAUGAUGAAAAUGGUAACGUGAUUGGCGUAACGGAGCACAAUGAGAAGAUCGUCUUGGGCUACGACAGUGGCGAUCGAGUGGUUCAGUAUGGUGAUGUUGAGUUUAAUUCGUAUGACGGACGUGGCUUCGUCGUAAUUCGCGGAGAGCACAAAUAUAGAUACAAUUCGCGCGGUCAACUGAUUCAUGCGUCGGAGCACAAGAAAUUCCAGAUCUGGUACUUCUACGAUGACCGUGGCCGACUGGUGUCCAUGAACGACGACCGAGAGAACAUCACUCAGUUCUUCUACGCGAAUCCAAAGACUCCAGAUCUGAUAACGCACGUGCACUUCCCGAAGUCGUCCAAAACAUUCCGAUUCCUGUACGACUCCCGCGACUUCCUGAUGACAGUGGAGACGUCAGAGCAACGCUUCUACGUCGCAACGGAUCAAAAUGGCUCGCCCCUGGCUCUCUUCGACACCAACGGUAAUCUGAUCAAGGAGAUGCGACGCACACCGUUUGGCAAGAUCAUCAAGGACACCAAUCCGGACUUCUAUCUGCCCAUUGAUUUCCAUGGUGGUCUCUUUGAUCCCAACACCAAGCUGAUUUAUCUGAACAAGAGGCUGUACGAUCCGACCGUCGGUCAGUGGAUGACACCAGCUUGGGAACAGAUGGCCAACGAGCUCACCACGCCGACCGACAUCUUCAUCUACCGCUUCCGCAAUAAUGACCCGAUCAACUUCAAGCAGAACGUCGAGUACAUGACGGAUCUGGCGAGCUGGCUGAAGCUCUACGGCUAUGACAUCUCGUCGAUGCUUGGCUCCGAGUAUACGAAGCAGAUGGUGUACCAACCGAGCGCCACCGUCACGUCACCGCAAUUGACUCCAGACUUUGGCGUGAUGUCCGGUCUGCAGUGCAUCGUGAAUCGCGUGCAUGAGAAGUUCUCCGAUCUUGGUUUCGUGCCCAAGCCGUUGCUCAAGCUGGAACCGAAGACGAGAAACCUGCUGCCGCGGGUGGCCCAUCGUCGGGCAGUCUUCGGCGAGGGUAUCCUGGUGUCGCGCGUCGGCGGCCGGGCCCUCGUGAGCGUGGUGGACGGCGUAAACAGUGUGGUGCAGGACGUGGUGACGUCCGUGUUCAACAACUCGUACUUCCUGCCACUGCACUUCAGCGUUCACGACCAGGACGUGUUCUACUUCGUCAAGGACAACGCCCUGAAAAUCCGUGACGACAUGGAGGAGUUGCAUCGGCUCGGCGGCAUGUUCAACGUGUCGACUCACGAGACGACGGAGCACGGCGCCGGCACGUGGAAGGAGCUGAGACUCCACAAUCCGGACGCGGCGGUGGUGAUCAAGUACGGUGCCGAUCCGGAGCAGGAACGCCAUCGAAUCCUGAAGCACGCGCACAAGCGGGCAGUCGAGAGAGCCUGGGAGAUCGAGAAGCAGCUGGUGAUAGCCGGCUUCCAGGGCCGCGGCGACUGGUCGAAGGAGGAGAAGGACGAGCUCAUCAGCCGCGGCACCGUCGAUGGCUACGAGGGCGUCGACAUCCACAGCGUGCACAGGUAUCCGCAGCUCGCCGACGAUCCCGGAAACGUCGCGUUCACCCGCGACACGAAGCGGAAGAGGCGGAAGAGCGGCAACAGACGCAGCAGGACUCACAGGCACGACUCGUGAUUCGAGGACACGACCGCGCGGGUACGGAGGAGUACCACUUGGGACUUGAUACGCGCGUGAAUCCGGGAAGCGGGGUACGAGAGGGAGAAUGAUCGGAGGAAACGAGCAGCGGCGCGUCGAAGGAAGAAAGAAAGGAAAGAUCUUGCUGCCGCGUAUCGUUGUGCGAACUCGCCAUUUCUUGCGUGAAUACUCGUCAGCGUCGUCGCUCCUUUCUCUCCUCGAUCUUCCUCUCCGCUUCUUCUCCCUGCGCUCGUCGUCGAGAGGGUUGCGAUGAUCACGAGCGACUACGGAUGCACGGCGCGUCCGGCUCCGGCUGCUGCUCCGCCCGUCGAUGUGCCAUAAGCGCGCUCAUGCGAAAGCGAUCGAGCCUAGAUCCCUGGAUCGAUCAGUCGUGCGUGCGGAGACGAGGGAUGUGAGAGUGGAUCGCGAAGUGUCAAAAUUAAGCUAGUCGCAUUAUUAACGAAAUGAAGAAUAUAAAGCUUGUUACAUGGUGAUUAGUUUAUAGAGAAGAGAGAGGGAGAGAGAGAAAGGGAGAGAAAGGGAGAGAGAGAGAGGGAGAGAAAGGCAGCGAGUCGAGGUGCGACGAGAACUGAAAGUGCGUGCGUGAAGUUUCAAGGUGCCGUCCGCGACGAAAUACGAUAGAGCGUUUUUCACGAGAAAGAGUGUGAAUAAGGAGUAGGUCAGGAAGACGCAGGGAAAAUUUUGGAUACAUACUAGUACGUGUAUAUUCUCGGACUUUCGUCCGUCGGAUCGUCGAUCGAGCUCGAGCUGACGUUUGUUCACGCAACAGGGUCUACUACGAGACACGCACGCACGCGGUAAACCUCGAGAGCGGCAUAGUUGGAAGAUGCAAGGCGAGAGAAUGACCUCUGACACGAAAAGAAGAAUUUCUCGGGCAUCCCCGGUAUCUUCUGAACGUUAAUUGAACUUCUGAAAUCUUAGUUGGAACUCUCUCACCUCGUAUCUUUAAUCGGAACGCACUCGUUCGAGGAUGAGUGCGUUUCCCAGGUGGACGUUGCCAUAGAAAGCAAGAGAGAGAGAGAGAGAAAGAGAAGAGAGAGAGAGAGAGAUUGUGAAAGAGAGAAAGAGAAAGAGAGAAUGACAAAUGUGGAGAACAGAUAUAUACAGCAGAUAUUUUUAACAUGGCGCAAAUUGGUGUACUAGAUGCGAGACGAGCAAUUGUAAAUAUAGCUACUCGAACUUAACGGUAAAUGUAGAUAAAAUAUCGUAACGUAACGUAACGCGAGGAAAUGAUCGUAAACUCAAGUGGAACUGUCGAUACCGCUUUUUUAUAUGUGAACAGAAAAUAAUAAGACACACGCGUGAAGAGAUGCAGGGAGCUAACUUUACGUCCCCGUGAUACGCGAACGCGAACGCGAUCGCGAUGGGGUAAAUCGUGAUUUAUCGGACGCGUCGCGAUCUUUUGGAUGGACAGGUUGAUUUUGAGAGAUUUCGUUAGGGGAAAAUGUGACGUUCACGCGAUGGUUCACGCUAAUCUCGACCCAGGCCUACGCACGAUCGACACGCAUUUAUCGCUUCAAAUCGGCCGGAUGCACAGAGAUGCACGAUCGGCGACGUUGUCACGACGAUUCCGUCGGCACGUGCGAACGCGCAAUUGGAUGUUACAAAGCAAAGUAUAAUAGCGGCACCUGCAAUCGAAAUGUGUCAGAAAUCCAUGAGAUCCGUAAAGUUUAUCUUAAAUACAAUAUUUUUAUAUCUAAACAAUAAAGAGAUGAAGGUAUACAUAAAAGUAAAUAUAUAUAGAAUAACGUGUUAAUUCUUCAGUGAUAAAAUUAAUAAUUAAUUAUUAUUGAACGUUAUGAAUAUUAAUUUAAUUGUCAGGAAAUUAUGCGCAGCAUUCCGUUUAUCUAUUCAAUUAGUUUAUCUAAUCAUAGACUUUACGGACCUUAAAUUUCAGAGGUUUUGAUCGUGGGCGCCUGAGAUAUAAGGAAAUCUACCGAUUUGUCGUAGACAACGUAGAUACGUGUAAAUAGCAUUGGCAUCACGUAAACGAGUAUAAAAACUAUCACGACGUGACGUGGUCACGCAAUAAACGACGUGACACGACGUGACGAGACGAGCGACAGUCGCAACGGGAUGCGUCGAAGUAAUAAUGUCCAGCAGAAAUAAUAAUAAUAAUAGUAAUAAUAAUAUGAUACAGAAAGCGUAAUAAAAAUAAUAAAAUAGUAAUAAUAAUAAUAUAAUAAUAUAAAUAAUAACGGAAAGAAAAAUAAUGAUAAUAUUACCAUUGUACGAGAAAUGUCCCGCCUAUCUUUCUACUAAAAAUGAAAAAUUAUUUUUUGAAUUGUGUCGUCGAAGAAGUCCUAUGUAAACCGUGUGUAUGUGGGAUCGCCCCGUGAAAAGGAACCUCACCCUCCCCCCCUUCUUGUGCGCUCCACCGAAGAGAGCACCCGGUAAAGAAUAGGUCGUUUAAUAGGAGUCGACACAGAGACGAGUUUCGUUUUUCUAUUUCUUUCCAGUUGCAUUUAUCCACUUUAAUUUCUGCUGGAGAUGAAAAUCAGAAAUUUUCCUUACGAUCGUAUCUUUUAUUCAGAAUUAGGAUUAAUACAUCGUCAUUUAAUUAUAAUGCUGAUAAUAGCUACAGUAUGAUGGGAACGCGAAACGUUUAAGUCAAUUCUCUGAUUUCGGGUCAGGUCAGACAUUUAACUUAGAAACGAAUUUCUUCUGAUUCACCUUAAUUCGCCUAUUUUUCACAGGGCACGACCUUAAACCCUCCUCUCUGUAACUGAUAUAGCUGAAAAUUCGUCGGUGUUUAUCAAUAUUGGAUAAAUAAGAAAAAGAAAAGUAAAAAAGCGUAGAUCGAGGUCUGUGGUUCGGAUCGAAUGAAGUAACUGACUAAUAGAAAGUAAAGAUGCAAAAAAUACGAGUAUAACGCAUAAUAUAUAUAGGGGUACACGGUGAGCCAACGUGCGAGCCCACGCAGCUCCACCACGUUGUGUUCUAUGCGCGCGUAGGCGAUAUAUAAUAAAUAAAAAAAAUACAUAAUCAUAACUGCAAACGUACGUACUAGCUGACGUUAACGUGGGUUUAGCGAAUGAUUAAGGGGAGUGUGCUAGUGAACCUUACAAGUAACAUCGCUGUACAUAUCUGUUGUGUAUAGUUGACAACACGCCACUGGUAGUUCCGCGAAAGCAGUCGUCACACCCUCGCGUAAAAAGAUUUUCUAUCAUACGAGACCAUAAGGAACUUUAGCGGUGUUCGUUAUUACUUUAUAUUUAAUUCUCAAGUAGGCAAGUUGUCGUAUUUUUGACUUUGCAUCGUUCAUUACAUUUUUACACAACCGGAAUUUUAUUGCAAUAUCAUGUCUUUUUGGUGGAAAUUUAUUGAUUAAAAGACAUUUUGAUAAUAUAUACGUCUCGAUAUAUUUAUAUCAAUUUUAUAUUGCAAUUAACGCGAAAACGCCGCUGAGAUUUUUAUUAUCUCGCUAAAUAUUCCGUCUAAAUUUGAUAGAAAGAUUGUUUUCGUGCGUUAAAAGCGCCUUCUUCGAAGGAAAGCCCGAGGUUGGACAAGGCAUAUCGAUCUGUGAUUCAUUCCACAUGUCGUCGCAGAGAUUAAAUCUUAUUUUCCUCCGUAUAAAUAUAAAACGAGUAAGGUCUGGAACUUAGUAGCUUAAUGCGGAAAAUUGCUCAGCCAUCAAAGCCUCGGGCUCGGCUUUAUACGCACGAGUUCAUCUGCAUUGACUCUUCGAAAUCCUAGCGAGAUUACUCCAAAGCAGUUUCUUCACGCAUUCUUGUUGCAAUAUCUCGAGUAAAUAACUUUCAUUAUUAUACAUCCUGAGAUGUACAUUCGUCAAAGUAACAUUCGCGGUAACGAAUUAUUGAAAAUUAUUUCCUCAGGAUUAAAAAAUACGGUUGAAUAAAUUGCUCGGGGUAGUUUCAUCAAUCCCUUUAGUAACAGAAGGGUUAAACCUCAUCCUAUUCAGCCAUGAUCGAGAAUAUUAAUCAAGGUUGCAUUUUGUCUCGCCAGUUAUUUCCAAAACUCUGCAAUAAUUUGUUACAAUUUGAGAAUUAAGAAUACUUUGCCUCUUAAUAGAAUUUCUUCGUCAUUGUCGUCAAUUUCAAAAGUGGACAUAUGAUUAACGUCGAACUAAUUGGUCUCGAUAACGAGACGAGGCAUCCUCCUUGAUAAUGUUCCCGAACGUCGUCUUCAAUCGAAUCUAACCCACGUCCCUUCGAUACUGUGUUCUUAACGAUUUCCAAGGAAAUGGAAUCUCGUAGCGCUUGUUACUGGCAAUGAGUUGUCCAUUAACACACCAUUUAUCCUACACGCGCGCAUUAUCGUAGUUGGUAGAUACGCUCAGCACGCGGCAGCGUGCUUCCCGGCACCGAGGAGGCGCGUGGUCGAGCGGAGGCUGCAAGCGGUUUUCUAUGUGUACUCGUCUACUUGCAAAACGAUACGUAAAAACGGGAGAGAGAAAAAGAAACAGAAAAAAAACGAUACGACGUUAAAAAGUCCUGUACUCGAGUUAACUUUACGCUUAGCGCAUGUUUCCUUCGAGCGCAAGAGCCGCGGCCGAGUACCGCCUAUCGAUUUUCCUCGGUGGAAAAAAUAUCUCUUGCUCCUGAUUGAUACCUCGAGACGGGGAUGUGUCCUAACGGAAAUUUCUGCAGUCGAAUCUACUCGAAAUACCACAAUCAAUCAGCCAUAUUACAAAUGUACUACUACUCGAAGACAGAUGAGAUGCAGUUGUAAAUCUACGCGAAAUUAAAUCCGCGAUUAAAUGGUUCCAAUAUUUUCGUACGAUUUUGUAGAAAGAUGUAAGUAAGAACACACGUGUUCUCGCGCGCUACGUUAGCGUAAUUUUAAUCCUUCGGUCCCCGAUGUUCCGAGCAGACCCGAGAGGAGCUUUAGAAUCUGCACGGGUUCUCAAAAAACCGUGAGUGCUUAUGCAUACCUGGGCCGAAUAAUCCCCGAUAAUCUGCAAGCGACAUUUCGGAGUCGAAGGAACCGGAUGAGGAAACGGAAGCGCGGGGUACUUCGACGCGGCUCGUCGCAGGAAGGUGCAAAAUUUAUUAUUGUUAUGCCGGAUUGCGGUCGACAAGCGCGAUCGACACGCGACUAAGAAAAAGCAAUACUUCGUAACUAUCGUGUAUGUCUUGGGUGUCGUUCUGCAAAGAUCGACAAUAGAACGAGAGACGGUAAUAUGUCAAAAAUGAAGCGCGAUGCGUGAGAAAGGAUGAGUGAAAAGCUGAAGAGAGCGAACGAGAGAGAAUGAGAGAGAGAGAGAGAGAGAGAGAGAGAAAGAGCGAGAGAUAUUAUACAUAAAAAUUAAUAUAUAAAUAUAUAAAUAUAUAAAUAUGCGAGAAUUGCGUUUAACGAUAGUUACUGCGGGGAGAAAGAAAGCCGUGCGCUUUUUUUUCUUUCUUGUACAGACGAGCCGAGACCGAGUUUGUCGGUGAAGCGCUCGUCGCGCUUCUUUCUGUACGCCACUGAGAAAAAACUGCGGCGAUCGCGCGUGAUAUUUCUUUUUGUACAUAUAGCAUACGACCGAAAUAUAAUAAGAUAUAUCGCGUUCCGUUGACGUCACGCGACGCCGGAGCGUCUCUCGAGAUCUCGACGAGAUCGAGGUACCACGGAUUCUUCGCGAUACGGUAAACGCCAAAGCUUCUACCAGGCCGAUAGAAACGAUCGUGAAUUGCGGCAAUUUUCAUAUCGCGAACACGCACAUUGUAUACGUAAUUCUUUUUCUGUACACGUGGCUCAACGUGUUACCGUAUUCGAAACACGCUGUUACAUAACCGAGAGGUCUCGGGCAAAGAAUUUUUAUUUCGAACACGGUAAACGCUAAAUAUUCAUAUCCGACGUAAACCACGCGUGUUACGACACUACUCAUUACGUUGGGCUCACGUUAUCGUUUGACUUUGGUGUUCACCGUAUCAGAGACGCGGUAUUUCCGCGCCUCCGUAAUCUCGCUCGCGGCCGAGAAGGAGAAAGCUGCCACGUAAAAGAAAAAACGCCACAAUCGUACGCGACAUUGAUGUUGUUAAUUAGGGUACGUACAAUUACCCGUAGCGAUAGUAGUUUCGUACACCCGUGCCCGCAAGAAGAGAAAGAAGAGAAUCAUCUCACACCGUAGCGACCUUUGUACUUUCACGCAUAUAAAGACGGCGGUCAAUUUAUAUACGACGAAGAGGGAAAACGAAAGCGUUGAGAAAGAACUACCCUCUUGGCAUUCACUCUCGGCAUUGGCGUGACGGUGAACGCGGCACGAGUCCUGGUAGCAUCGGAUCCUCGCGAGGAUCCGUUCCGAGUGAAUCGGCGAUCACCGACGCGGCCGAUACACGCCCGUUCGUCUGAUAUUUCCUUUCGAUUUUCGUUUUCGUGAGACUUGUACAUACAUUAAUUGCGAUCAUUAUGUAAAUACUCUUGACGAGAGACACACACAUACACGUACACAUACACGUUGCGUGCAUGCCCGCGCGCAAGGUUUAUUUUAAAGAAAAGACUACAUCAUGAUAUAUAUAAAUAUAAAUAUAUAUAUAUAUAUAUAUUUACCAUGUAAUGAUAUAUUUAACAGUAAGGUAACAUAUAUUCUAUACUCUUACACGCUAAGUACUCAAUAAAUAUAUCUAUAAAAUCUCCCUGUGUUUGUGAAUGUCUGCCCCUGGACCUAUCCCGACGAUCCCGUCGUAUCGUGGCGUCUGAACCAUAUCCAACAAGCCAAGAAACUACAUUCUCAAGUCAACGUUAACACCUCUGUUCGUCGGACUCCGGUUGAAGGAACUAGCAUUAAGUGUGUUUUCCCUGGCCCUCUGUUACCACAUCCCGCUUGUCCAGCUCCUACAUGCCCAGAUUCGCCUUGCGCGCGUGACGUAACUCUAUUCCACGGAUAUACACGCGCGAAAGAGACUCUAGAUUAUAGAUAUACACGAGCAAAUAUAUAUGUAUAUAAAUAUAUAAAAAAAUACGUAUAUAUUAUACAUACGAAUUAUAUAUGACACUCUCGCAACGGGUCCGACAAGUGGUCUGACAAGUACCUAUGGAUACGUGAUGUGAUGAAAGUUGUUUUUCUAUCGAUAAUAACGAGAAAGUUAAUUAAAGUCUUUUAGUAACA
This is a messenger RNA of Ooceraea biroi (clonal raider ant), 16589 nucleotides long. It is a transcript of the gene Ten-m, whose product is annotated as teneurin transmembrane protein Ten-m. Gene Ontology annotation, biological process: motor neuron axon guidance. The record is from RefSeq and is a predicted model, not a curated record. Lineage: Eukaryota; Metazoa; Arthropoda; Insecta; Hymenoptera; Formicidae.